This is a messenger RNA of Myripristis murdjan (pinecone soldierfish), 2947 nucleotides long. RefSeq names its product premelanosome protein a (gene pmela). Gene Ontology annotation, cellular component: plasma membrane; melanosome. NCBI's taxonomy places the organism in Eukaryota, Metazoa, Chordata, Actinopteri, Holocentriformes, Holocentridae. Bases 84 to 2534 code for a protein of 816 amino acids. The transcript has 12 exons. The record is from RefSeq and is a predicted model, not a curated record. Gene Ontology annotation, biological process: melanosome organization.
GUCUCUCUGGGAGUUGUACUGGGGUUUAGGACUGCGGGUGGGGAGCUGGGCUCAGAGAGAGAGGACACACACCCUAGCGCAUCAUGAGGACCCUAACACUGUUGGUGCUCGGUUUGGCUCUUACAUGUGCAGCUGCAACAAAGCCUAAAACUCUGUUCAAACAGUAUCGCUCAUGGAACUCACGGAUGUAUCCCGUGUGGAGAGAUGGAGAUGCACGAUUCAGAAACUGCUGGUUUGGUGGUGAAGUUACUUUUGAUCUCAAAAACGAUGCACCUACCCUGACCGGGGCCAAAGCAACCUUUACCAUUGACCUUCGUUUCCCACCAAAUCAAACGGUGCUUCCUAACGGGCAAGUGAUCUGGGCGCGUAACUGCACCGUCAACGGAAAAGAGUAUCAACAAGGUCAGGAUGUGUACCCUGACCAAGAUCCUGACUGGACUGGGGUCUUCCCUGAUGGCACGCCAUUCAUCAGGAGACAGAACAAGAAACCACGCUAUGUGUUUGUGUGGAAGACAUGGGGGCGUUACUGGCAGGUGGCAGAUGGACCCUCCUCAUCACUCAGCAUCGGUACAGACAAUGUUCCCCUGGGCUCUUACAACAUGGAGCUAGUCAUCUAUCACUGCCGUGGCAAGGACAAGUUCAUUCCUCUUGGCUAUGCCUCCACAGUAUUCACCAUCACAGACCAAAUUCCAUUCACCAUAUCACUCAGCCAAAUCAAUGAUGUCAACCAGGACGACCAGAACUUCAUCCAGAAUCGAGCUAUUGCUUUCAGCGUCAACAUCCAUGAUCCCAGCCAGUACCUCAGUGCCUCAGACGUCACCCUCACCUGGGACUUUGGUGACAAUAGUGGAACUCUGAUCUCAAGCGAGCGCAUGGUCACACACACCUACCUCUCACCAGGGACAUACAAGCCUCAGGUGAUCCUGAUGGCAAGCAUCCCCAACGGCUGUGGAAAUCCCACUGCUGCAGUUCCUAUUGAUGCCUCUGCUGUUCCAGCAGUAGUUGUGAUGGCCUCCACCCCUGCACCCGCUCCAACAGCAAACCCACUAACACCAACCCAAGGAGGAGAUGCCAUUGCUCUGGAUGUGCCUGCCUCUGAGGCCACCCAGGCUGAUGACCUUUCACUCGCUGCUUCUGUAGCACCAGUUGAAGCAGCAAGCACAGCCGCGAACACAGAGGAUGGAGAGGCAGUUAUUGAUGCAGCCCCAGAGGGGGUGGAGGUUGCUUCAGUAGCCCCUGUAGGUGUCGAUGCAGCUGUUGCCCCUGUGGAACAAGACCCAGCCAUUACUGUCACCGCAGCAAACACUGUUGCUCCUCCUGCAGAGGUAGAUGAUACUGCAGAGGGUGCGGAUGCUGCAGCAGGUGAUGUGGCCACAGCUGCCCCUGUUGCCCCUGCAACUGAGGAGCCAGUAAAUGCUGAUGCAGCUGAAAACACAUUAGCUGCAGAUGCAGAUGCAGUUGAAGUGCCAGUGGUUGACACCGCUGCUUCAGUCGCUCCUGUUGCAGAGCAAGAGGAAACAGCAGUUGACUUGGGGGAGACAGUCUCUCUCGCUCCAGAGGUCACUGAUGUUGUCACUGUUGCUCCUGCAGCAGACGUAGCUGUAGAGCAAGAGACUGAUGUUGUGACUGAUACUACUGCUGCAACAGAAGUAGUCCAGGCUGGCACAGAAGCCCCUGCUGAUAACGUUAUAGUUCCUGCAGCCACUGAGAGCACAGCUGUGGUACAGGCGGCAGCUGAUCCUGCAGGUGAUGCUGAGACUGAAACACUGGACGCAGUGAAUGAGGCCACUGCAGAACAACCUGCAGUCAACGAAGAAGCUGUUCCAGCUGAAGAUGAGGUUCAAGCAGCGGUGGAAAUUGACACUGAGACGGAUCCAGCACAGGUUGCUCUUGUUGUGGCCAAAAGGCAAGCUCCAGAGCUGACAGCUGACUGCUUGGUCCACCGUUACGGCUCCCUCUCCACCUCUGUAGAUAUUAUCGAGGGAAUUGAGAGUGUGGAGAUUGUGCAGGUUACCAGUGUGGUUUCCAUGGCUACCGAGCUGGAGCAGAAUGCUGUGGAUCUCACCAUCACCUGUCAAGGAAGUCUGCCAAAUGAGGUUUGCACUGUGAUUUCGGAUGCUGACUGUAUCACACCGGUGGAAACAGUGUGCAAUGCGGCCACACCAUCUCCAGACUGUCAAAUGAUCCUUCGUCAGUUCUUCAAUGACUCAGGAGUAUUCUGCAUUAAUGUCUCUUUGACCAAUGAUGUCAGUCUCGCUGUGGCCAGUGCUAGAGUCAGCGUGACAGUAGGCUCCGGUACAUCUCCAGCUGGCGCUACAGCUACAGUGUUGGGUGUUUUAGUUGUUGCCUGUGUCGUUGGUAGCAUUGCUUUAAUGUACAGGCGGUUCAAGCAGUAUCAACCACUAAGGGAAGAUCAUGCUACCAGUACUGGAGGCAGCUCUACAAUAACGUCAGUGCCUUUGCUGUUGUGGAACUUGCUGAGCCGACAAUCACCAGGAGAGAGCCGCCCGCUGCUUCAGGGCAGGGUGGUUUGAAGGUUAUGUCACCUCCUGCUGUCAGCAUCUACAAGUGCAUUGGCUUUACACACAAUACUUUAACUGUAAUAAUCCUGUAAACCCCAGUUAACGUGUGAAACCAGAACCAACCACCCUAACCUAUAGAUUGACUGAGGCAACCCCCUGUGUAUCAAGAUAUAAAAUUAAUUGAAAGUUAAAACAUUUCAAAGGAACCUGAUAAGUAUUUAUUUUGACUUGCGGUACUUUCUAUUCAUUGUCACUGAUGGUUUAUGAAAAGUUUAGUAACUUAUUCUCAUGUUUACAGCAUAUCUGUACUAAGUCUUUGCAAUAAUCAUUACUUUGUAUUUCCAGUUCCUUUUGAAUUUAAUUUGAAUCACUAACAUCACAGCACUUUUUCAUGUUUGCUACCCUGAAAUGAAUAAAAUGGAACU